Clarias gariepinus (North African catfish) is the source of this 1796-nucleotide messenger RNA. It is a transcript of the gene mettl4, whose product is annotated as methyltransferase 4, N6-adenosine. The record is from RefSeq and is a predicted model, not a curated record. Bases 376 to 1707 code for a protein of 443 amino acids. Gene Ontology annotation, molecular function: RNA methyltransferase activity; site-specific DNA-methyltransferase (adenine-specific) activity; nucleic acid binding. The transcript is spliced from 8 exons. Lineage: Eukaryota; Metazoa; Chordata; Actinopteri; Siluriformes; Clariidae. Gene Ontology annotation, cellular component: RNA N6-methyladenosine methyltransferase complex; nucleus; cytosol.
UUCUUUGCAAAAUCGGUUAGAUUCAACUCUGUAUGCUAGUUUCUAGAUUUUUUUAGCACUUUUAUUUUGGGAGGAUUUAUCAUGUUAUGUAAAUAACUCGGACUAAACAGGAAUUUUAAACAAAUCACAGUGAUUUCAAUUUAUUGUGAUUCACACAUCUUUAAAGCUGUGUAACUAUGUGGAGAACCAUAUGUAGUGUAGUGAAGUUGCAGCCCUCCAGCUCAUCUCUACCGGAAGUGGUGAAGUGUUUAUGUACAGAACUCCCAGCACUCGCUGUUCACGUGGUGCACGCAUGAUGGUACAGUAAAGCGCGACACCUUUGAACGGUUUUAGAAUUAAUAUAAGGGUUAAGUGUUUUUAAUCCACGCCCCUCAGAUGUCCGUCGUGCAGUCAGAUGACCGCGGCUGGUUGUUGGACGCGUGUUCUUUUAUAAACGAGGGGUUUCGGCGGUGCUACAGUGUAAACAAGGGACACAUCAGGUGCUGGUUCAGGAAGCGCUACUUUGAGAUCCUGAAGCCUCAUAUAGUGAGCCAGUCCAGCACGGAGUGUGCGCGCGCUGCCUCUCACACAGACACACACAGCCAUGAGGCUGGAGACAUCAGAACUGAGCUGAAGACAACACGAAAGAAACGGAAGCGUAAACGAAGUGAGCUGAAUCAGGGUGAAUUAGAUGCCAAAGUACACCAUGAAAAGGUCAGGUUGUUGGUUCUGGAGGGCACUCAGUCUCUAUUGGAAGCUGGGCAUCACUGUGGUUAUCUGACAGAAGAUUUAAAUGCAGUGCCAAUUAAACAAAUGCCUGUUCACGAGUGCCAGCUGGCUGCACUAUGUGACAUGGCCAAGCAGCUGCUUAACAUGGAGAAUUCUGAUGCCCCACACGUGCAGGCUGUUAAUGGCCAUGCAGACUUGGAUGCACACCUUGAUCUGUUCUCCUGCCUCACAGAAAAUCCAGAUGACUGUGCCCGUGAGGUAACACUAAUGGGAGAAACUUAUUUCCUUCCUCCUCGCUGCCGUUUCCUGUUGUCUGACAUCACAUGUUUACAACCGCUUGUUCGCAGUGGGGAUAAAUAUGACCUAAUAGUUCUUGAUCCACCAUGGGAAAACAAAUCUGUGAAAAGGAGCAAUAGGUACAGUUUUUUGCCAUCCUCUCAGCUUAAACAACUUCCUGUGCCAGUGUUGAGUACCGUAGGAUGUGUGGUGGUUACUUGGGUAACCAAUCGUCCUCGUCAUCUCCGGUUUGUCAGGGAGGAGCUUUAUCCUCACUGGGGAGUGAAGCUGCUGGCAGAGUGGCUCUGGGUGAAGGUGACAAAGAAAGGGGAGUUAGUGUUCCCUUUAGAUUCGCCACACAAGAAACCUUAUGAAGUGUUACUGCUUGGAAGGUUCUGCCCUAACAGUGACUAUGCAACUAGAUCUGAAGUGUGUGAGAUCCCAGAUCGACGGCUCAUAAUCAGCAUUCCCUCAGCACUGCACUCUCAGAAGCCAGCUCUGUCAGAUGUGCUGAAGCCGUACAUUAGACCUAAUGCUAAGUGUUUGGAAAUGUUUGCUCGGAGUCUCCAGCCUGAUUGGACGAGCUGGGGAAAUGAGGUCAUCAAAUUCCAGCACCACAGCUAUUUUACUACAGAGAGUUUGGAGUGUACACAAGACACAUUUACUGAGAAAACAGAUGCAGAUCGACAGGUGGACUGUAAAGUAUCAUCUUCUGGUCUGUAAAUCGACGAACAAUUUUAGAAAUUUAAACCGUUUAUAUUUAUUUUUAUUCAUGGAAAUUAGCGUGAUAUUAAACAAUUUUUGUACAAUGC